Delphinapterus leucas (beluga whale) is the source of this 1320-nucleotide messenger RNA. It is a transcript of the gene CCL24, whose product is annotated as C-C motif chemokine ligand 24. Gene Ontology annotation, cellular component: extracellular region. The record is from RefSeq and is a predicted model, not a curated record. Gene Ontology annotation, molecular function: chemokine activity; CCR chemokine receptor binding. Lineage: Eukaryota; Metazoa; Chordata; Mammalia; Artiodactyla; Monodontidae. Gene Ontology annotation, biological process: inflammatory response; eosinophil chemotaxis; antimicrobial humoral immune response mediated by antimicrobial peptide.
AAGAGAGGCGAAACAUUUCUAGAUUUGGUGCUGCGACUGUCACUUUGUCACCUCCAGGACAUGGCAGCCCCCAUGACCAUGGCAACCGGCCUCCUGCUCAUGGCCCUGUGCACCUGCUGCAUUGUCCUUGCAGGCCCCGUGAUCAUCCCCUCUUCCUGCUGCUUAGCCUUCAUUUCCAAGAGAAUUCCUGAGAGACGAGUGAUAAACUACCAGCUGUCCAACAGGAGUGUCUGCCCCAAGGCAGGAGUGAUCUUCACCACCAGGAAGGGCCAGAGGUUCUGUGGCAACCCCAAGUUGCUGUGGGUCCAGAGGUACAUGAAGAACUUGGAUGCCAAGCAGAAGAAAGCCUCCAGUAGGACCAGAGUGAUGGGUGCCAAAGUCGCUGUCCAGAGGCACCCUGCCAACAGCACCUUCAUCUAACCCCUGCCCGGCCGCCAGCCCUGAGUUUGGGCCUGGGUCUCACCUCCUAAAAGGCUGCCUGGGGCCUGGUGAGCCAGCGGUGAUAGGCAAAGGGCUAAUGGUCCUGUUUCCUAGCAUCAUUCUCAGGGGAUGUGUCUAGUCUAUUAAAAGAACCCAAGGCAGGGGAGGCCUGCUCCUGGGGGCUGAAUGAGGACUCCAAGCAUCCCGGGCCUCUUGCCUUUCCUGAGCUGGGAGAGAAGGUCCCAGAGGAGGGCCAUGGCGGUCCUUUGUCCUCCCCCUGAGCUGGAGCUGGCGCUUCCCUGACUUCUGGGUUCCAUCAGAGCCCAAGUGCAUGAGUCCUACCCUGCACAGACUCUGCUCUCACCUUAGCCUGCAGCCGUCUUCUAUGGGCCCUCUGGUCUUGCAGUGGGGCCUACGGGCUGUCUGUCUAUCUGUCUGGGGAUGGGUGACCUCUCAACACCCAUAGCUCUCCAUUACAGUAGGGAUGCUCCUGGCCUGUCCCACUUGCAGCCUCCCAGGUGAAUAAAAACCCAACAAAAGCAUAGGGCUCUUUGCUGCGUUCACUGCCAGAUCCUGGCCCUCCUUGCACACCUCUCGCGGGAUAUGACUAAUAAAGUUUUUUCAGGAACUCAUUGGUUUUUGUAAUGAAAUGCACCUGGAGGACCUGGAUGAGGGGCCAGCCUGGGGAGUUGAAUUCCUUUGUGAAGAUAUGGGUUUAAGGAGAUGUUUUGCUUCAUGGUACAGUGUGUUCCAUGCUACUUUGGGGACAAAGGCCCUCUCUGCCUUUAAGGCUGGUCUUUCCCCACAUUUUGGUGAGGGGAAGAUGGAGUGGGAGCUGAGGGGGGAGAGGAUCCCAGCUUUUAUUUUUUUUCUAUACUAUGUGAUGUGUAUGUCGAGUGU